Molecule: messenger RNA, 1721 nt
Organism: Closterium sp. NIES-67
Lineage: Eukaryota; Viridiplantae; Streptophyta; Zygnematophyceae; Desmidiales; Closteriaceae
Source: the annotation of a GenBank genome assembly
AACUUUGAUUGAACCUUUGAGAUUGAGUUAAGUUCUCCUCCUACAGCUUACCCCCUAGUGCGUCGAAAGCCAUAGCGUCGCGAAUACUUUAUCAAUCAACGUGAUUCAAAUUGGGAACGGUAGCUGAGAUCAAGAGCUACAACAUAUCCAAGUUUCGCGACAUUCCAACGGCUAGUGUUUUGUCGACGUCGUUUCUUGUGAAGACGACUUUUCUGUCCAGAAUUUCGGAUUUAUAUUUUGAGUAAUUCUAGCUCCUAAGUUCACCUAGACUCUGUCCUUAAUUCUAACAAGUGGCAUCAGAGCGAUAUUAAGGACAUUGAGAGGAGUCUACAGAAGUGUGAAGACCCUUCUAGACCCACCAUGGCCUGUGGGUGUGCCUAAGUGGUGUUCUAAAGGUUGGAUGUGUCUUCCGCUAAGGGGAAACUCUGCCGAAAUUUCGUGGACGCCGACACUUGUGAAAAUAUCGAGGGAGCUGAGUGUGGACAGCAAAGGGGAGCUGAAAUUCGAUGUGCAUGGGCAUGAGGGUGAUGUGGGAUCUGUGGGAAAGGUUGUGAUGCACCCUCUCACGCACUGGGUGAUUGAUUCGGGUUGCACCAGUCACAUGACUCCACGGGCAGAUUUGCUUGAUGAGCUUGGGAAGAAGGUGCUGUGGAGUCUGGAAGAGGAGACCAGCUGCAUCAAGGACCUGUGGCAGCUGCCCAUCAUCCCUUGGAAUGGGAAGACUCCAACAGCAGCAACGGCAGCAGUGGCAAAGGCAACAGCAGGAGGAGAUGCAACUGCACCAACUGAUGGGGUGCUGGAAGCAGUCAAGAAAGUGCAGAAGCAGCAGACACCUGGUGAGGUGCUUGCUGGUGUGGAUGCGAGUGCGGCAUGGGCUAAGGCUUCACCAAGGAGUGGAGAGGCCGAUUGGGAGACAUGGCAUGAGAGGCUGUGUCAUGUGAACUUCCCUAUGCUGCAGAAGUUGGUGAAGGAUGGGAGCCUGAAGGGCUUGGAGGUCGCCCUUGUGAAGAACAGGGUGCUGGCUACAGUUGGAGAUAAGGAGUGGAUCCCAUAUGUCAAGUGGUAUGGGAGUGCUCCAGCUGUGAAUAUGCUGAGGGCAUUUGGGUGCAUGGUAGUGUUUCAUGUGCCCAAGGAGAAAAGGGGGAAGUUGGAGGCUUCUGGAAGAUGGGGUGUGCACUUGGGGAUUGCAAAGGAUCACAAGGGGUGGCUGCUAUGGGACUUGACCACCCAGAAGUUGACAGUGUCAAGGGAUGUGAAGUUUCUUGAGUCCCUGUACUACAAGGAAUGGAAGCAGCAGCAACAGAAGCUUCCAUCUACACCGCUCAUUGUGGAGGCAGAUGAGGCUUGUGGCACGGGGGUUUCAGCAGACAAAGGGAAGGACUAUGAUGAGGUAUUUGCUCCUGUGGGGAAAGGAACAACACUGAGGGUGCUGUUGGCGAUAGCUGCACUCCUGGGAUGGAAGAUACGGCAGAUGGACAUUGUGACUGCCUUUCUGAAUGGGAUCAUUCUGGAGGAGGUGUACAUGAAGCAGCCAGAGGGGCUGGAUGACGGGAGCGGCAGGAUUGAGUUAAGUUCUCCUCCUACAGCUUACCCCCUAGUGCGUCGAAAGCCAUAGCGUCGCGAAUACUUUAUCAAUCAACGUGAUUCAAAUUGGGAACGGUAGCUGAGAUCAAGAGCUACAACAUAUCCAAGUUUCGCGACAUUCCAACGGCUAGUGUUUU